Molecule: messenger RNA, 878 nt
Organism: Aspergillus homomorphus CBS 101889
Lineage: Eukaryota; Fungi; Ascomycota; Eurotiomycetes; Eurotiales; Aspergillaceae
Product: coiled-coil-helix-coiled-coil-helix domain-containing protein
Exons: 4
Coding region: 152-424 (90 amino acids)
Source: RefSeq, a predicted model, not a curated record
CCUCCGCAUAGCAUACUCUCUCUACUACCACCUGAUACCAGCCAGGUACUUAGCAUACCAUAUAGCCAUUGUCGGCACUGCAUCACUCUUUAGGUGUCUUAUUGACUGGCCUUUUCUCAUCGAGUUCCUUCAAAUAAUCACUACGCCAACAAUGGCCUCCUCUUCAGAGCAGCAACAGCAAGCCGCAUCGACGCCAUCCCCAGCCCCCUCAGACUCGGUCCAAUCCAACUCUUGGGAGCGAGUGGAGCGGAAAUUCUCCAACAAAUCUGCAAGUGAAUACUUCGAUCCAUGCCAGGACUUCGCGGAUAGGAGUCUGAAAUGCAUGAAACGCAAUGCUUUCGAUAGGGAGAUGUGUCAUGACUACUUUCAGGCUUAUCGUGACUGUAAAAAGCAAUGGUUGACGCAGAAGAAAAGGGCUUCCUAGUCUAGUACGCAGGCAAGAAACGGCAGCCUACCCCUUGAGCUGCCAUGAACCCUUGUCCCUUUUUUGUUCCACGAUGUCAUGAAGUCUCCAAAGCCAGCAUCGGACUGUGCCGCAAGCCAUUAUGUAUCGAGAUUGUAUCGAGACUGUCGAGGUCCUGGUGCACGAUAUGCUAUGGUACCAGAAGCUGGCUUUGUUUGGGGCAAGCAGGGAUUGUCGACCAUAUUCGUAUGGGGGCAUUCCUUGUUCGAUAUUAAGCCAAAGAACAAUGGAAGCCCGGGGUGAAAAAUGACUCCUUCACGGUGGGCCGGUUUUUCAGACAGGCGUUACGCUUCACUUAAAUGUUUUAGUCUUCUAUCUCCUCUCUUCGACUCCGGCUUCAUGUGUACUACUUGCAUCUGAUCUAUUUACUACUGGAAUGAGCGACUUUCUAUUUUGUCGCUUACAAUAACACAAU